Molecule: messenger RNA, 1449 nt
Organism: Linum trigynum
Lineage: Eukaryota; Viridiplantae; Streptophyta; Magnoliopsida; Malpighiales; Linaceae
Source: the annotation of a GenBank genome assembly
AUGGCAACGAAGUUGAAAGUUCUGGAUCUUUCCGACCCGAAUCCUUAUCUGACGAAACUACCUGAAUUCCCGGAAUCCGGGAGUCUAGAGCUGUUGAACAUUAGCAAUUUCGCGUACCUGUUUCUCUUGAGUUCUUAUGUGGAGCUGGAUAUGAGGAAUUUGCUGAACUUGAAAGUGUUGAACCUGAAUAACUGUAAACUGAGGAAGAUUAAAGGUGGAACCUUGGGAAUGAUGAAGGGGCUUCGAGAGCUCGAUCUCACUAACAUCAAGUUCAUAGAGGAUGGGAGCGAAUGGCUGGCUGACAUUGGGGAACUGCCAUUGCUCGAAAUCCUGAGAGCCGAAGAGGCGUCGUUUGAUGAGUAUCGUCAACAUGAAGUGCUGGCAGGGAUCAAGCUCCCUACAAGUUUGAAGGUGCUGACCACUUCAUCCGCGCUGGCCAACCUCGCAGAGCUGCUACAGUUGCGAGAACUCAGGAUCAUCCGGUGUAGGACGAGGGUGGUGAUCCCGGAGACCAGCACAUUGUGGUGGAAGUCGUCCAAGUUGGAGUCUUUGACACUCUUUUACUCUCGCAACCUUAUCAUGGCCCCUAAUGCUACCCUGCUUCCGUCGUCUCUGACCAUGCUCUCGAUCCACUUUACAACUUUGGAGUGGCUCCCGAACUUGGAGAAUCUGGAGAACCUGAUCGAAUUAAUACUCAAUAGCUGUUUUGAACUGAGAGAGAUCCAAGGGCUUGGAAGGUUGAAACGGUUGCAGUCGCUCACGAUUGAUUCUGCAAGUCGUUUGACUUGUCUGGAGGGGCUUGGGGAUCUCAUGUCUGGUUCUAACUGCAAGCUGGCCAAGUUAACGAUGCUGGACUGCCCUCUGCUAACUACUGCACUAGUUGAUGACUGCCGAAGUGCACUCGACGUCGUUCACUCUUUCCAAGAAAUGCACAUUGAUGGAUGUCCACGGUUGGAUGGUGGCUCCAUACCCCGACUAUCAAAACUGCCGAGGCUUAAGAUCUUGCGAAUUGGGGGUAUAUCGAGGUUCGAUGGCGAUCACGAUGGAUCAGCACUGCUGGAGGGGCUUGGGGAACUCGACCAAUUGGUUGAGCUGGAGUUGGUUAGGUUGCCAACUGUAGAGAGGCUACCAUCCUUGUCGAAGCUGAGGCAGUUGAGGCGCUUGGUUUUGUGGGACAUUCCAAAUCUGCGGGAGGUUGACGGGCUUGAUGGCUUGAAGUCACUGAAGAGGCUAGUUCUAGCCCAAUGCAAGUCUCUGGAGAGAUUCCCUGCAGCAAGUCUUCCUUCUACAUUGGUAAGGAUGAUAUUGGACCUUCGAGGAUGCACCAACUUCACCUCCGAUCUCUCCUCCUUAGAUGUCAGCGGGAGCAAUGUGACCAUCCGGUGGCCACAUGAACCAAUCACUCGGUACCCCAACCCUCGACCUGUGCAAAGGUUUUUCGACAACUAG